GGCUCUAAUAUUGGAAAACAGGCUUAUACAACACGCCAAAAGCAUACAAAAACUGUGCCAUGAUCCCUUUCAGUUUCGAUGCCUGGAAAUGGCUCUAAUAUUGGAAAACAGGCUUAUACAAGUUUGUUUUCACUUUCCUAUUCCUGGAAAUUCAGUGUUUUGCACUGAGCUACUCCCUUCUCUGCUAUUGGCCAGAUUCCAGUGUGGGUGAGGCACAAGCUAGAAAUACUCAGAGCUCCACACACACACUUCAGUGUCAGGCCAAUUUUUUCUCUGCGGUUUUCACAUAAAAACACAAGACUUGAAUUGUCAGAAGAGGACAAUUCUGUGCAGAAGUUACUUCCCAUGCCAGGGCUAUAAGGAGAUUUUCACCAGAUGCAGCAUUUUCUGAUCUUCCAGUGGGAACAUUAUGACCUCAACACUGGUACCUGAAAUCUCUUUUCUUGAAGGAGCUGAAGAUAGAGCACCAACCAGAAUCAAACUCGGUGACAUCCUGAACCCCUAACUGGUAGAAAGCCUCCCUAUGCCCAGCUGCAUUGAACCCAGUCCCAGGAAGUGUCUACCUUGAGAAAAGCAGCAUGCCAUUUCUGACCACCAGCCGGUUUCAAAGCUGCCUGCAUAAACCUGCAUAACUAACAGUGUACUCUACUGCUGGCAACCAUGGGUCAGACUUCCUCCUCCACACCCUCUCAAACUAAGACUCAUGAUAUAGCCUCCAGCUUUGACAAGUUUUUCAAGAAUUACAAGAUGGAAAGUAAAAUUCUCUCUCAGGAAACCAUCACUCUGAUUAAAUCACACAUGGAGAAGGGAGACACUCAGAAGACAUUUUCUGCAAUCAAUGAUGCCUUGAAGGAUCUCGAGAAUGCCCCACUGAGCAUUGCAGUGACAGGGGAAACUGGGUCAGGAAAAUCCACUUUCAUCAACGCCCUGCGGGGGGUGGGGCAUGAAGAAAAUGGUGCAGCUGCGACUGGGGCGGUUGAGACAACCAUGGUGAGAACUCCGUACCAACACCCAAAGUUUCCUAAUGUGACAAUUUGGGACCUGCCUGGUGUUGGGUCGACUAAUUUCCAACCACAGAAAUAUCUGAAUGAAAUGAGAUUUGGUGAGUAUGACUUUUUCCUCAUCAUCUCUUCAACACGCUUCAAAGCACAUGAUGAAAAACUGGCCAAAGCCAUUGUGAAAAUGAAGAAGAAGUUCUACUUUGUUCGAACAAAAGUUGACAGUGAUUUGUACAAUGAGCAAAGGACUAAACCUAAUACCUUUAAAAAGGACAAAGUCCUGAAAAAUAUCCAAGAUAGCUGUGUGGCAGAGCUGAAUAAGGUUGAUGGGGCUGCUCCUCAAGUUUUCUUAGUCUCCAGCAUUGAUGUGUGUGACUACGACUUCCCUACUCUGGAGAACACCCUUCUGAGGGAGCUGCCAGCUCAAAAGCGCUACAUCUUCAUGCAGUGCCUGCCCAGUGUUACUGAGGCUGCUAUUGAUAGAAGGAGAGAAGCCCUGAAGCAGAAGGUCUGGCUAGAGGCCCUGAAGGCUGGAGCAUCAGCCAUUGUCCCUAUGGUGGGAUUCAUAAGUGAUAAUGAUGUAGAGAAGCUGGAGGAGACCUUAAUGCUCUACAGGUCUUACUUUAGGCUAGAUGAUGCCUCACUGGAAAACAUGGCCAAGGAUCUGCAUGUGUCAGUGAAGGAACUCAAGGCUCACAUUAAGUCUCCCCAUUUAAUGUCAGUGGAGAGAGAUGAGUCCUUAGGAGAAAAACUGAUGAAAUAUAUUGAGAAUAUUAUCCUUGCCACUGGAGGGCUCGUUGCCAGUGGCCUUUACUUUACAAAGAUCUUCUAUUUGCAAAAUUAUUUCCUUGACACUGUGGCCAAUGAUGCUAAAGUUCUCCUUAAAACAGAAGAUCUUUUUGGGACUCAGGCCUCUGAGUAGGGUUAUAAAAAUAGAGAAAGUGAGGAAGUCACUUUCCUCUGAAUUGACAUCAGUGUUUUCAUGGCACUGGAGAAUGGAAAGGUGGCUUAGGUUUGAGGCGGCCUGACCAUGCUGUGAUAUCCUUAGGAAUCUGGAAUUUUAGGAGAGAAUAUCUAUCUGUAAGUAUGAACUCAUGAUAUCUUAUCUUUAAAAAAGAAGAAAAACAUAAUGAUGUUGAUACAAAAAGGCUAAAAAAAGAACUGUUGACUUUGCAAAAUGACCCUUGUCUCGGGAUUACUUUAAAUGUAGUGUUCAAAUUUUAAAUGUA
Molecule: messenger RNA, 2227 nt
Organism: Castor canadensis (American beaver)
Lineage: Eukaryota; Metazoa; Chordata; Mammalia; Rodentia; Castoridae
Product: interferon-gamma-inducible GTPase 10-like
Biological process (GO): cellular response to interferon-beta; autophagosome assembly; innate immune response
Cellular component (GO): endoplasmic reticulum membrane
Molecular function (GO): GTP binding; GTPase activity
Source: RefSeq, a predicted model, not a curated record